CCUGUGUCAGGUUGCACCUCUCUGCCCUCGCCCAGCGCUCAAAGCCGGACGGAGGAGGAUUCUGGUCCAGGACAGUCAGGCUGAGAACACUGCAUGCCUUAGGGUUCUCCAACAAAUAGACAUUUCUCUGAAGAAGACAUGCAACUGGAAAUGAAAAGCUGAUCGACAACACUAAUCACCAGGGAAAUGCAAAUCAAAACCAUAAUGAGAUACUACCACAUAUGUAUUAGGAUGGCUGUUAUUAAAAAAUAAAAGAUGGAUCCCUUACCUCCCAUACUCACUGAACAUUUUUCAUGGGAUGAAGCAGACACUCCUCGAACCCGUGACCUAAAACACUUACGAGCCAAGCGUGUCGCUUACUAUGAAAGCAUUGGAAUUAUCAAGGGUGAUACUUCCAGAAAAGGCAGUCACCCUUUGUCAAUCGCAUCCCAAGACAGCAAAGUGAAUCCCUCAGAAAAGCCAACCUUUGGGCUGAGCAGCAUUCAGAUGUCACCUAAUUAUUUAGCAAUUGGAAAGAAACCUCUACCCCAGGAAGAGUCCAAUGUGGCUCCAGGAGAAGCAGAGCAGGUUCAGGACCAGCGACCCCAGGAGGGACCUGGGAGAGAGAGCUGCCUAACAAAAUUGGAUCUCCAUUUGUUGGCUGAUGCGUUGGUCCCUGAGAGACAGAAGCUGCGACAUGUUAUAAAUUGGGCCCAGAAGUUCUUGUCUAACCCUUUGGAAGAGUACAGUUUGAAUUGUCCCCAAAAUUCUCCAACAUUCCCUCAGUCUAACUUUUGCCAAUGUUCAAAAGCUCAAGGAAGUAAGAAAAAUGUCCAUCCAAAGUCAUUGCAUUUUCCACCCCUUCUCAAAGAAGACCAGUGUAGCACACAGACAUACAUUCCUAGUUUCUUUUUAAGCCCCUCAAAUAACUUUUUAGAAGAGGACUUGUCUUCAGAAUUUUCAGAUUCCUUCCUGAAGCAGAAGUUUCCCAGAAGUCACUCUUGUGAAUGGCAAGAAACCCCAGUUAUGAAUGAGGGGGAGGGAGGAGCUUCCAGGUCUCCCCUUGAUAGUUUUCAGCCAGAAGAUUCCAUUCAAGGAAAGGAUGAAAGAUUAAGAAAUUGUUGUAUUCAAAACCCUCAUGAGGAUAAAAUGUUUCCUGAGAGGCUGAGGGUUCUGCCACAACUUAGACACACUUCUGAAGUAAGUGAAGCUUUAGAGGAAGCCAGACAGAGUCCACUCAGAAAUGGUUACUUCUGGAGUCCAUUGACAGACAGCUCAGAGGAGGAAGGUUUAGAAGAAACAGAGGAGAAUAAAGGGACAUUUAGGAGGGGUGUUUUAGGCCAGAAUUAUAGAGGGUUUUCAGGAAUUGCCUUUUCUCCCACAAACCACAGCACAUUAGUAUCAAAAACUACUGUGCAAAGGGCCUCCCCAGGGGAGACACCCCUGGAGGCCGAAUCUAGGGGGUGGUGCAGAGAAGCAGCAGAGUCCCCUGUGGAGACCUCUAAGGAAGUCACAGUGGAAUCCAAGGCUGACAGCUCCAGAGGUGAAGACCUCAUCCAGCGACUCCCUGGGAGUGAGUGCAUAACCCCCAGUUACAACUCUGAUGGAAGGAGCAGGAAAUCAGACAGUAUGGGGUUCACUUUGAGGUCUCUCCAUACUGAUAUUAAGCAUAAAAGUGACUGCAAACAUGCCCUCAUGGAACAGGCAGGGAAGGCUCUCCUGGGGGCGGUGCCAGGAGGCAGUCACAACAGAAGCGUGCAGGGUUCUGCCACAUGCAGCCCUCCUGUGAUGACUCAAAAGCAAUUUGAUCUAAUGCUUCCUGAAAGUUAUUUGGCUCCUCAAAAUGUCAAUCUACCACUGGAUGUGUCAGAAGGUCCCUCGGACAAUGCUGUAUUCCCUGUACGUUCAGAUUCCACUGUCUUCUGUGGACCCACUGUGGAUGCAAAUGGUGCAUGUGGCAGCACUUGGUGUGACCAUUUGCCCCUACCUGAGAAGAAUGACCAAUCAGUACCCACAAGCCUAGUGGUUCCUGGGGAAACAACUCAAACAGAAACAGAAAAGACACUUUCUUCAGGUCACCCUAUUUUCAGAAACAUUUCCACAACUCAUUUGAAGGGAUCCGUUCCACCCCAGGAUGUGGGCAAUAGCCUCUCCUGGAGCGAAGAGCCACUAAGUAGCAAGGUGCCACCACAGCAAGGUGCCAGUGUCCUGGAGACUUACUUCUACUAUGUGCAUAUGUUGAAUAAGAUCAGGGGUCUUUCUUCAGAAGAGAGGAAUUCCUCUUUGCCUUUCCAGGAGUCUAGAACAUCCAACUCACAGUCAGUAAUCCCAUCUCCAGGAGGGCAAGACUGGCCUAAAAGCAGCUUAGAUGGGAAGACUAAGGGUUGGAGAGAAGAGGGGACCACCCAUCCUCAAGGAGGAGCCUGUGUGGAAGAGGAACCUCCAGCAGACGCAGUUCCAGGAGAGGCCAGGUUUUGGAAACCUCAAGGCAACUAUGGAAGAUUAUGUUCUGCUACCCUUAAAAAGACAUCUGGAAUGAGCAGCUGUGGGGGAUACAGGGAAAUGCCUAAUUCUGCUUGUUCAUCUCAUAAAUAUGGAGAUACGAAGCCAAGAUUUUGUAGUUUUUCAAGACCAAGCUUGGCUGAAGCAGAAGAAGGAAACUCCACAGGGAUUUAUUCAAGUGCUUAUGCUGUUGGAUCAGUUGAAAAAUUCUUCAGCAAGAGCGAGCUUCAAGAAGAAGAGAAAGAAAAUAAGGAGCAAAAGAGAGAUGAUGAUUUCUCCCAGUGGUUACUCCUGCCUGAUGAAAUAUGGAUUUGUGUAUUUUCCCUUCUGUCACACAAGGAGCUUGCUCGGGUAGCACGAGUGUGUCACCAUUUCUACCGACUUGCAAAUGAUGAAAGCCUCUGGAAGCAGGUCCAGAUUGCAGACUGCUGCGUCCUGGAGGAUGAGUGGCUGGUGGCUCUGGCUAGCCGCCAGCCCCGCUCUCUCACUCUGCAGCGCUGCCGCCAUGCUGGCCAGGCUGUGACCCACCAUGGGUUGAAGAGACUUUUCCAGCAAUGCCGGGAUGUUCUUCAGUUUGCCAAGGUCCUCACCACUCCCUAUAGUUUCCCUGAUGCAGAUGCCAAGUAUCAAGAGCUAUAG
This is a messenger RNA of Talpa occidentalis (Iberian mole), 3120 nucleotides long. RefSeq lists its product as uncharacterized. The coding region runs from base 256 to 3120 and encodes 954 amino acids. NCBI's taxonomy places the organism in Eukaryota, Metazoa, Chordata, Mammalia, Eulipotyphla, Talpidae. The transcript has 9 exons. Gene Ontology annotation, molecular function: protein binding. The record is from RefSeq and is a predicted model, not a curated record.